ACAAAAUAUUUAAAAUGUGGCUCGAGACGCCUUGAUACAGCUGUUGAGUGUUGAUGAGAGGAAAACGAGCUGCUUCGGUAUCCGUCGCUAAACUGAGCUUAAAUCUCCUUAUACCGCGAAGUUUAAAUUUAGGACGAGGUGUACAAUUAAUUCUUGGAAGCGCAGAGCAUCAUGGGAGACGACAGCGAGUGGAUGAAGCUUCCCACAGACCAGAAAUGCGAACAUAAGGUUUGGAAAGCAAGGCUAAGCGGCUACACAGAGGCUCUGCAGCACUUUCAGAGGAUUACAGAUGACAAGAGUCCAGAAUGGGGCAAAUACCAAGGACUGAUCAAGAAGUUUGUGACUGACUCUAAUGCAGUGGCACAACUCAAAGGACUUGAAGCGGCUCUGGUUUACGUGGAAAAUGCCCAUGUGGCGUCUCGAACUGUCGGCGAGGUUGUGUCCGGCGUGGUGUGUAAAGUCUUUAACCAGCCUAAAGCACGUGCUAAAGAGCUUGGCUUGGACAUCUGCUUAAUGUACGUCGAGAUCGAGAAAGGAGAUGCGGUUCAGGAAGAAAUUCUCAAAGGCCUCGACAAUAAGAACCCGAAAAUCGCCCUCGCCUGCGUGGAAGUGCUGAGGCGGGCACUGAGUGACUUUGGAGCAAAGAUCAUCACCCUGAAGCCGGUCGUGAAGGUCUUGCCGAAGCUUUUCGAGUCUCGAGAGAAGGCGAUUCGAGACGAGGCUAAACUGCUUGCUAUUGAGGUUUACAGAUGGAUCCGAGACGCGCUGCGUCCUCCACUUCAGAAUAUUAACUCUGUUCUGCUGAAAGAGCUGGAGGACGAGUGGGCGAAGGCAUUGGCUCCUCGUCAGAGCCGCUUCCUGCGCUCGCAGCAGGACCUUCGAGCCAAGUUCGAGCAACAGCAGCAGGAUGGAGGAGACGGGGAAGCGGAAGGAGACGGUGAUGUGGAGGAAGCUGCUCCAGCAGUCGAUGCUUAUGAGCUACUGGAAGCAGUGGAGAUCCUCUCCAAACUACCUAAAGACUUCUAUGACAAGAUCGAGGCGAAGAAAUGGCAGGAGAGAAAGGAGGCUUUGGAAGCUCUUGAAGCUUUAGCAAAAAACCCCAGACUAGAGAGUGGAGAGUAUGGAGAUGUUGUCAAAGCUCUCAACAAGGUCAUUGGAAAAGACACAAACGUCAUGUUGGUGUCACUGGCUGCUAAAUGCGUAGCAGGACUCUCCACCGGCCUCCGCAAGAAAUUCAGCCCCUAUGCUCUUCAUUUGGUGCCAACCAUUCUGGACAAGUUCAAGGAGAAGAAAGCUCAGGUGGUGCAGGCCCUGCAAGAGGCGUUAGAUGCAGUGUUUCUUUCAACAACACUUGAAAAAGUAAGCGAAGACGUCCUGGCUGUGAUGGACAACAAAAACCCAUCCAUCAAACAGCAGGCUUCGCUGUUCCUCGCCAGAAGUUUCCAGCAUUGCACUCCCACCACGCUGCCGAAAAGCCUGCUCAAACCUUUGUGUCUCGCUUUGCUGAAGCAAGCAAAUGAUUCAGCUCCUGAGGUUCGAGACGCGGCAUUUGGAGCUUUGGGCACGGCGCUCAAGGUGGUGGGCGAGAGGGCUGUGAGCCCUUUCCUGGCUGAUGUGGACAAACUAAAAGUGGACAAGAUUAAGGAGUGUGCCGAGAAAGUGGAGCUGCCCGGAGAAAAGAAAGCUGCAGGUCAGAUGAAGGAGAAAAACGCUCCAAAAGCCCUGCCUGCAGCUCCUGCUCCAGAUAAACCAUCUGCUCCUGCCAAGAAAACACCUGCAGCUGCUGCCACUAAGGCAUCUGCUCCCAACAAGAAGGGCAAACCCUCGGCACCUAAAGGAACUUCUGGCCCUGUUAAAGCAAAGAAAUCCGAGAGCAAGGACCUAACUGAAGCAGAGCUCUCGCUCGAAGUGUGUGAAGAGAGAGCCGCUGCAGUUCUCCCAGUAUCGUGUAUGCAGAUGCUGGACAGUGCCAACUGGAAGGAAAGGGUGGCUGCCAUGGAGGAGUUUCUAAAGGCAAUGGAGCUAAUGGACAAGGAAGAGAUGCCCUGUCAGGCUCUUGUUCGGAUUUUGGCCAAGAAACCUGGUUGGAAAGAGACAAACUUCCAGGUGAUGCAGCUGAAGCUGCAGGUCGUUUGUGCCGUGGCUCAGAAAGGUUUGUUUUUCUCCAGAACAUCAGCCCUGGCUGUGCUGGAAGCUGUGGUGGAUAAAACUGGGGACGUGAAGUGUGGCGCGAGGGCCCGAGAGGCUCUGACCGCUAUUGCCGAAGCCUGCACACUUCCGUGGACUGCGGAACAGGUCGUGUCCAUGGCCUUUGCUCAGAAGAACCCUAAAAACCAGGCUGAAGCUCUGAACUGGCUCUGUGGUGCUAUUAAGGAGUUCGGAUUCGCAGGGAUAAAUGUAAAGGCAUUUAUUAAUAAUGUAAAGACUGCUUUGGCUGCUACCAAUCCAGCUGUUAGAACUGCGGCCAUUUCGCUCCUGGCAGUGAUGUACCUGUACGUGGGCGCUCCUCUCCGCAUGUUUUUUGAGGACGAGAAGGCUGCACUGCUUUCACAAAUGGAUGCAGAAUUCGAUAAGAUGAAGGGCCAGACUCCACCUCCUCCUAUAAGGGGGCUGUCGAAAGCGAAUGGGGUAGAAGAGGAGGAUUGUGAUCAAGAGGAGGAAAGUGAUGGAGGUGCUGUAGUGGAUCUUCUCCCUCGAACAGACAUCUGUGACAAAAUUACCUCGGACAUGUUGUCAAAACUCGGAGAUAAGAACUGGAAGUUGAGGAAAGAAGGACUAGAGGAAGUUACUGCUGUCAUUUCUGAGGCCAAAUUCAUUAAACCCAACAUUGGAGAGCUUCCUGUGGCACUAAAGGCUCGUCUUACAGACUCCAAUAAAAUACUGGUCCAGCAGACACUCUCCAUCUUGCAGCAGAUAGCCACAGCAAUGGGUCCUGCUCUAAAGCAGCAUGUUAAAGGCCUUGGCUUCCCCAUCAUCACUGUAUUUACUGACAGCAAGACUGCUGUGCGUGCAGCAGGCUUAGCUACUCUGAAUGCGUGGGUGGAUCAGACUGGGAUGAAGGAGUGGUUGGAGGGGGAAGACCUGGCUGAAGAGCUGAAGAAGGAAAAUCCAUUUCUAAGACAAGAGCUGUUGGGUUGGCUGACUGAAAAAUUGCCCACCGUGCGCUCUGUUCCCUCGGAUUUUGCUCUGGUCAUUCCUCAUCUGUACUCCUGCUUGGAGGAUCGUAAUGCAGAUGUAAGGAAAAAAGCCCAAGAUGCGCUUCCAGUGUUCAUGAUGCACCUGGGUUAUGACAAGAUGAACAAAGCUGCUGCUAAACUGAAGCCAACAUCGAAAGAUCAGCUGGUUGGUUUGUUGGAAAAAGCUAGAUCCGCCAUUCCUGCCAAACCUGCCGCUCCGACCAAGGUAGCUCCGAGUAAAGCAGCACCUGCUUCCACAAGCAUCGUGAAGCCCCCUGUUGCACCUCCUGUUUCAGACAAAGCUGUUCCUCCGAGUGAAACCCCACCAGCAGAAUUAAAAAGCCCAAACAAGCAGCUGCACCCAAAACUAAGGUCAGCACUUGUGAAGAAACCACCUGGCAAAGUUGAGGAAGAGCGGAACGGUCCCAUCUUCGUCGUUGUUCCAAACGGGAAAGAGCAGCGGAUUAAAGAAGAGAAAAGUUUAAAGGUGUUGAAGUGGAACUUUUUAACACCACGAGAGGAGUUUGUUGACCUGCUGAAGAAUCAGAUGGCUGCAUGCGUGGCUAAAUGGCUGAUGGAGGACCUCUUUCACACGGAUUUCCAGAAGCACAUUAGGGCAAUCAGCACCAUGAUGGAGCAACUGGAGGCAGAGACUGAGGCCACAGUAAGCUGUUUGGAUCUGAUCCUGAAGUGGUUCACGUUGCGCUUCUUUGAUACAAACACCAGUGUGCUGAUGAAAGCUUUGGAGUAUCUCAAGCUUCUCUUUGUCAGUCUCAGUAACCAGGACUACCAUCUCACUGAGCAUGAGGCCAUGCUGUUCAUCCCUUACUUCACCCUAAAGAUGGGCGAACAAAAAGAUGUGGUGCGGAAAGAAGUGCGUAGCAUCUUCGGCUUGUUGCGUAAAGUUUACCCAGCAAGCAGAGUCUUCCCUUUCCUCAUGGAUGGCACAAAGUCUAAAAACUCCAAGCAGAGAGCUGAGUGUCUGGAGGAGCUCUGCUCUCUCGUUGGACUGUGUGGAAUGUCCGUCUUCCAGCAGACGGCGGCAAAAUCCUUGCGCGAAAUUGCCGUUCACAUCGGCGACCGAGACACUGCUGUCCGUAACGCUGCGCUAAACACAGUAGUGGCGGCUUAUAACGUCUGUGGAGAGCAAGUGUACAAACUCAUCGGCCAGUUGUCCGAAAAAGACAUGAGCAUGCUGGAAGAGAGGAUCAAGCGUUCUGCAAAGAAACCCUCAGCCCCUGUAAACAAACUACAGGCAGAGGAGAAAACUUUAGGGCUGGCUAACGCUAGUCUGCUACGCAAGCCGAACGCUGACUCCGCAACUUCUAAGCUGAGCGAGAUUCGGCGUCAGAAUGCAGCAGUUCAGGAGCAAAGCCCUGUGGUGCCCCGUCAGUUUCAGCUCGACCCUAAUUUUAUCAUGGAUCUUCCUGAAGCAGUCAUGCCCGACCUUCUGGUGGUGGAGACUGCCGAAUCACCUCUGGACCUCCCAGAGUUCCAGUACAAGUUUCCUUCACUCUUCAGCAGGAUUGAAGACUCUGCAGCCAGCAUUAUUUUGGUCAUUUCGCAGGUUGCCAGUUCUGAUGUGAAAACUAGCAUGCAGGGCCUGGCCAAGGUCAUGGAGAUUUUGAGCGAGGAGAACAAAUGGAAGCUGAUGUCUGGUCACGUGGAUGAGUUCAUAGUCGCUGCGCUGAUGCAGCUCGGCUUGCAGGCCAGCAGGCGCAUGGGGGACGAAGGAACGCAGCACAUGAAGCUCUACCCCUCUGUGAUCGGCUCUCUGAGCUCGCUUGUAUUGGCAGGCAAACUGGUCCAGGAAGCCUCCCCGGGGGUGCUCAAAAAUCUGGUUCAGACUUUGCUCUCACUCACGCUGGAUCCUCGGCAUCAGCAGGGCGCCGGAGAAUCUCAAGACCUCAUCCGCUCUGUCCAUAUCCUGCUCUCCACUUUAUUCAAGACUGCUGAUCCCACCAACACGCUGAGUGCUUUGCUGAUGCUGUUACAGGAGACCAGUAACUCUACUACAUGCAAUGAGUUUCCUGAGAUGGUCAUGAAGUGUCACUGGCGUAUGAUCAAGCUGCUUCCAGAGAAGAUCGAGUCUCUCUACCUGGACAGAGUUCUUCUGGACAUUCAUAACUUCAUUAAGGCUUUUCCCAAAGAGCUGCUCAAACAGAAACCCAACGAUCUGGCUCACCGCACCGUCAAAACACUGCUACACACACUGUACAAACUCGUUGGCCCCAAGAUUAUGAAUCAUCUGAGCCUGAUUGAGAACAGUAGUGAGUCUGAAGUUGAAGCUCACUUGAAGAGAGCGAUGAAGCAUUCCGUUUCAACAACCCAAACGUCCCAGAGCACGGAACAGGUCGCUAAGGUCCAGGCUCCUGCAGAUGCUCAGAAAGGCAUCCCACCUGCAGCAGCCUCAUCUUCCAGUACUGAGGCUUUUGACGUCGCUCGAUAUCAGGAGAAACUCCGAGCUCUGAAGCAGAUCUAUGGCCUUCAAAGCAACUCAAAGGUGAACGAGGACAAGUCCAGCCUCCCUGUAGUGGGCACUAAGCCUGCCGUCCCUUCCUCCAUGGACAUGCUCCUGUCUCAGCUUUCUAAACUGCGCGAGUCUCGGGAACAGCAAGGCAGUGAAAAUGUCAGGCCUCGCAGUCCUCCCGGGGAUAUCAACGAUUUCCGAGCGAGACUCGAGAAAAUUAAAGCUAAUUUACGUUGAUGCUCGCACGCUUCACAGCAUUCCCUGUGUUACCUCUUCUGCAGCAAAAUGUCUUUCACAUGUCUGUGUUUACAUGUACAUAUUGAAACUUGUUUGUCUCAACAUUUUUUACUAACUGCUUUCAUAUCAGUGUUUUUACUGUGACUUUUAUUCUUUUUGGUUUUUUUCUUUCAUACUUUAAAUAAAUGAUCAUUUUAUUUCUGGAUUUUUGUCCUUGAUGAACCGGCCUGAUUUGUUUUUGUCCCCCUCCUUCCUUCCCCAAGCCAAAUACAAACUCUGAAGAUAUGACCAAAACCACUGUUUGGUUGUUUAAACUUCUAGAACAAUUUCCAAUUAAAUUGCAAAAAGAA
Messenger RNA from Silurus meridionalis, 6233 nucleotides. RefSeq names its product cytoskeleton-associated protein 5-like. The transcript is spliced from 43 exons. The record is from RefSeq and is a predicted model, not a curated record. Lineage: Eukaryota; Metazoa; Chordata; Actinopteri; Siluriformes; Siluridae. Gene Ontology annotation, molecular function: microtubule plus-end binding; microtubule plus end polymerase activity. Gene Ontology annotation, biological process: establishment or maintenance of microtubule cytoskeleton polarity; mitotic spindle organization; microtubule polymerization. Gene Ontology annotation, cellular component: centrosome; microtubule plus-end; kinetochore. The coding region runs from base 172 to 5883 and encodes 1903 amino acids.